AUGGUCGUGAUCAAGUCUUGUCCCGUCGCCCUUGAUUGGGACAUAAGGCUUGAUGAAGUCAUCCCGAGGGAUCAGGAGCACUCGCAACUGCAGUUACGAUCUCUCCAGUGGAGUCCAGAAUACGACUCAGAAUUGUGGGAUAUGGAAGGCCUGAGAAGAUUACGCCUAGUCCUUGCAUCAGAGGCUUUCAUUGCUCCUGAUCAACCAGAGAAGUCCAAUCCUGCUUGGCUAACAAGAAACGCCUCAUCACUGCUUCUGGGUCAGACGUCCUGGAGUUGGAUCCCGGCUUGCGGUGAUCCCGACUUCUCCUCCACCGUCCGUGAAGCUGUUAUCGAUCGUAGAGCAACUCAACCUAUUGACUUCGUUGAAGUACAAUAUCGACCUAGCACUAGGUCACCUCGCGCUAUCGAUGAUGUGAACUCAGAGAAGGGAAAGGACAAGCUCAGCAUUACUGACAUAGACGUGGAGUAG
Molecule: messenger RNA, 471 nt
Organism: Microdochium trichocladiopsis
Lineage: Eukaryota; Fungi; Ascomycota; Sordariomycetes; Xylariales; Microdochiaceae
Exons: 3
Coding region: 1-471 (156 amino acids)
Source: RefSeq, a predicted model, not a curated record